GCGGCAUUGAUUCUUUCCCCUUUUUUUGUGUCUGUACAAGUUCGGUUCUCAUGAGUAAGGUUCAGGUAGGGCGGAGCAAUGCAUGGGACAAGUUUACUUGAGAGCAGACCGUCUGGAGAAACGGAACGGGGAAACUGGUGUUACUGCUCUGACCAAAUCCUUCCUGCCUUCUAGGAAGCUCUUUGCAAAGCUCAUCAAGAUUUUGCCUCUCUUUGGGUAAACAUCACCGCUAUCUGGGACUUCUUGAUGGUUAGGAAUUUCCUCAACUGUUGCCGCCCUGAAAAUAAUAAUCACUGGCGAACCUUAAUCACAAGCCACUCUUGAGAGAGGGAGAGCGAGACAAAUGCAAGUCAGUUUGGACGUGUGGAGCGUAAAAACCUGGAUUGGACACAGUUAUCGAGUGACAGGAAACCACAAGAUCAGGAUGAUUGGAAUGUGACCCCCCUGCACACUCAUCACUGAGAAACCUUGGACUGAACUCUGACCUGCAGAUUAGCCUGUGAAGUCUCACUUUGAGUCAUGAGUUGGGGGCAAUAAGAUACAGUAGAAGUUUCACUUUUAAGCCAGAGGGAUCAUUCGCUCUGAGGAGGCGCAGGUGGAUUCAUCUCCAGAAUCUCCCAGAGAAGCUUGUGCCUGAGACGGCGCCGCAGUCAUGGGGGAGUGGAGCUACCUCGGCGGGCUCUUUGACAGCCUCCAGGCUCACUCACCGAUGCUUGGACGCUUCUGGCUCUUGAUCAUGCUCGUGUUCCGGAUCCUGAUCCUGGGAACCGUCGCCAGUGACUUGUUUGAGGACGAACAGGAGGAAUUUGCCUGCAACACCCUCCAGCCCGGCUGCAAGCAGGUGUGCUAUGACAUGGCCUUCCCCAUCUCCCAGUACAGGUUCUGGGUGUUUCACAUCGUCCUCAUCGCCACACCUUCCCUGAUUUUCCUCAUGUAUACCAUGCACCAGCACAACAAGAGGGCCGACCGCUCCAAAUUUGGCCCCGUGAGCAACCGGCAGCUGCAUCGAGAAGACCGCCGUUUAAGGAGGUUCUACAUCGUCAACGUGGCCUUUCGCAUUGUUGCCGAAGUUGGUUUUCUUGUGGGCCAGUGGCUCCUGUAUGGCUUCAAGGUGGAGGCCCAAUUCCCCUGUAGCCGCUUCCCUUGCCCGUACACCGUGGACUGCUUCACCUCCCGCCCCGCAGAGAAAACAGUCUUCCUCUGCUUCUACUUUGUUGUCGGGGUGGUGGCGGCGAUAUCCAGCUGCAUAGAGCUCUUCUACAGCUCCCUCAAGUGGUUUUGCACAAGCUGGGAGCCCAGUCCCUCGCCCACCCCGCUGGAGCGCUCCUGCGACUGCCAGAACCUGCACAACAUCAAGCAGGAGGAGGCGGAGGCACAGGACAAAGGCAAGAUGGGCCCGGAGAGCGUGAGGCUGAAGGGGGGAUCGCUGAGGAGCAGUCGCAAGUCCUCCAGCCUCGGCCACAAGACCAGGAGCGGGAAAUAUGUCAACAGCAAGACUUUCAUGGUGUGAGAGUCUCGGUUUGAACACGCCGUCAUCACACCACUGUCUCUCUUCUUUUCUUCCCUUAUUUAAAUGUAACCGUUGCACAAUGAUUUCACUGGAUUGCGUAAUCGUUUCACUCUAAAUUGAGUGGAGGAUUUGUUUGUGAUGAGAAAACCUCAUCAAGAAAGAAAAAGUAAGCACUGCACUGAAGAUAAGACUUUGUUGUCUUGUUUGUGUUGGUGAAUCAUUACAGACGUCUGAAUUACACUGAUUGCUUCUUAGUUUCAAAGAGGACAGAUUCUUAUCUCCCCAUGAAACGGAAAAUCCGCCCUAAAAUCACUUAAGUUAUUCUGGUGAUUUUUGAACACUGACGUCAAAAGUAGUUUUUUUGUAAACUAGAAAACUUUUCUAAACUUUUUUUUUUUUACGUUUGAUGAGAACAUUAAUAACCCUUGAGCUGCAGUUGCUUUCAGUUGCUUUUGUGAAAUCGGCCGUGGGGAAGAGAAAUGGGAGAGAUUCUGUUUUUUCACGCUGAUUCACCGAGGCCUUGAGUAUGUUAUUUAUCUGUGAGACCCAAUUUUUAUAAGACUGUCUUUGUUUGAUUUAUGGAACCAAUUUUAAAUAAACAAAACACCAUUUUA
Molecule: messenger RNA, 2124 nt
Organism: Solea senegalensis (Senegalese sole)
Lineage: Eukaryota; Metazoa; Chordata; Actinopteri; Pleuronectiformes; Soleidae
Product: gap junction delta-3 protein-like
Exons: 3
Coding region: 653-1510 (285 amino acids)
Biological process (GO): cell communication
Cellular component (GO): connexin complex
Source: RefSeq, a predicted model, not a curated record